This is a messenger RNA of Pelmatolapia mariae (spotted tilapia), 627 nucleotides long. It is a transcript of the gene fgf19, whose product is annotated as fibroblast growth factor 19. Bases 1 to 627 code for a protein of 208 amino acids. The transcript is spliced from 3 exons. Gene Ontology annotation, molecular function: growth factor activity; fibroblast growth factor receptor binding. Gene Ontology annotation, cellular component: cytoplasm. The record is from RefSeq and is a predicted model, not a curated record. Lineage: Eukaryota; Metazoa; Chordata; Actinopteri; Cichliformes; Cichlidae. Gene Ontology annotation, biological process: fibroblast growth factor receptor signaling pathway; positive regulation of protein phosphorylation; cell differentiation.
AUGCUGCUGCUCCUCAUCGUAUCCAUUGUCAAUGUGCUUUUUGGUGUUGGAAUGGUUUGCAUGCCCCUGUCAGACAACGGGCCCCACAUCACCCAUGGCUGGGCCCAGGUGGUGCGGCUCAGGCACCUUUACGCCACCAGACCAGGAAUGCACCUGCUGAUCAGUGAAUCUGGACAGAUCCGUAGUUCUGCCGUCCAGACUCUGCACAGCCUAAUGGAGAUUCGUCCAGUGGGUCCAGGCCGUGUUGUCAUCAGAGGGGUAGCAACUGCAAGGUUUCUCUGCAUAGAAGACGACGGCACACUGUACUCAUCGCAUGCCUACAGCAGAGAGGACUGCAUCUUCAGAGAGCAGAUCUUGCCAGAUGGGUACAACAUCUACAUCUCUGACAGACAUGGAGUACUGCUCAGUCUGGGAAACCACCGGCAAAGACUGCAGGGCUUAGACCGAGGAGAUCCAGCCCUGGCCCAGUUCCUCCCCAGGAUCAGCACUCUGAAUCAAAUCCCUUCCCCUGGGGCAAACAUCGGUGACCACAUGAAAGUAGCAAAAACAGAAGAACCUGUGGACACAAUAGAUUCAUUUGGAAAGUUCUCUCAGAUCAUUGACAGUCCCAGCUUCCAUAAGAGAUGA